CAACAAUGAUAACUGAUGAGACUAAGAAGGAAUUGGGAAUACAGUAAUUGUAAUACAUGUUUUUCAGAUCCCAGAGAAAUUAUUAAUGAUUUGUUUUUGUUAAAACUAAAAACAGAUGAUGAUGACGACUAUUAUACAGACUCUGAAGAGAUUGUGUCACGUACGCUGUUUCCUGAGAGUUGGAUUUGGGAGGAGAUUGAUCUACCCACUUGCAGAGAAAACCACUGUGGAACAACAUCAAUCACAAAGGAGAUCUUCCUGAGAGACUCUAUCACUACCUGGCAGAUCUUGGCUGUCAGUCUGUCACCAACACUUGGCAUCUGUGUGGCAGAACCUGAGGAGAUGGUCGUUUUUAAGAGAUUUUUCAUUGACCUAAAGAUACCUUACUCAGCUGUGCGCGGCGAACAACUGGAAAUCAAGGCCAUUAUUCACAACUACACCCCAAUGCAUCUGAAGAAGGUGCGUGUGGAGUUCAUGGAGACAGAAGAUGUUUGCAGCUUUGCCAGUAAGAAAGGCAAAUACAGAACAACAGUAUCUGUUGACAAAGGCUCCAGCAUAGCCGUUUCAUAUGUGAUUAUUCCCAUGACGCUGGGAAGUCAUGAUAUUGAGGUGAAAGCUUCAGCAUUUGAUUUCUCUGAUGGAGUGAGAAAGCCGCUGAAGGUGGUGUCUGAGGGUGUGCUGAUUCCAUUACAAAGAGAAAAUGUGGAGCUCAAUCCUGUUAAAAAUGGGGAAAACCCUUUAGUUUUUAAAGCUGACAUACCAGCUGAUCGUCUUCCAGACACACCUGCUCUCACGUACAUCUCAAUUACUGCUGAAGAGAUCGCUCAGACAGUCGAGCAGGCCAUCAGUGGAAGCUUCAUGGGGCGGUUUAUUGUUCAGCCUCGUGAUAAUGGAGAGGAGAACAUGAUGCUUAUGACUCUACCUCUCACAGCCACUCAUUAUCUGGACAGCACCAAUCAGUGGGACACUGUUGGCAUGGAGCGCCGUGAUGAAGCUGUUAACCAUAUCAGCACAGGUUAUCAGCGGCAGCUGGGUUACCGUAAAUCAGAUGGAUCCUAUGCUGCAUGGAUACACAGACCGAGCAGCACAUGGUUGACAGCAUAUGUGGCUAAAGUCUUCAGCAUGGCCCAUAACCUUGUUAUUAUAGAGGAGAAUGUGCUCUGCAGCGCCCUUAAGUGGCUGAUUCUCCACAAACAAAUACAAGACGGCUCUUUUAAAGAGGAAUCAGCUGUAAUUCAUGGAGAGAUGGUGGGUGACGUGCGUGGCAAAGAUGCUGAUGCCUCUCUGACGGCCUUUGUCGUGAUUGCCAUGCAAGAGGCCAGAGAGAUCUGUGCUGGAUCAGUUGGUAGUCUGCAUGAAAGUAUCAGGAAGGCUGUUUCUUUCUUGGAAGGUCGGCUUCCACAACUGACCAAUCCUUACGCUGUAGCGAUGACAUCCUACGCCAUGGCCAAUGCCAACAAACUCAAUAAAGACAUCUUGAUGAAACACUCCACCCAACACGAAGCCGGUCGGUCCUGGACUGUCCCUGGACAGCACCAUCACUCACUAGAGGCGACGGCUUAUGCUGUGCUGGCGCUUGUGAAGGACAAAGACUUUGAUAAAGCAGGAGAAGCAGUGCACUGGCUGAACAGACAGCAGUCUCACUAUGGAGGAUCUGGCACCACUCAGGCGACCAUCAUGGUGUUCCAGGCCGUGGCAGAGUAUCGCACGCAGGUGAAGGACCGGCAAAACUUCAAUCUGAACGUGGAGCUGUCCGUGGCAGGAAGAAGCAAACCUGUCAGAUGGGCUUUUAAAAGAGAUAAUAUGCAUCUUACUCGGUCAUACAAGGUGGAGAUAAACCAGGACUUCAAUGUAACUGCUAAAGGAACUGGAACAGCCACUCUCUCAGUUCUGACGCUGUACUACGCCAGACCUGUUGAGAAGAAAUCUGACUGUACUUUCUUUGAUCUGACUGUUAAAAUGGAGAAAGACAAUGAAGCUAAACAAGGAGCCAUUGCAAGUUACAAGCUCAUUAUGGAUUUCAUCUACAAAGAUGAUAAAACUGAUGCCACCAUGACUAUUCUAGACGUUGGUUUACCGACUGGAUUUGAAGUUGAAGAAAGUGAUCUUAAAGAGUUGUCUUCAGGGAAGGAGAGAUACAUUCAGAAAUAUGAAAAGAAUAAAGUUCUUUCAGAGCGAGGAUCCCUCAUCCUCUACUUAAAUAAGGUUUCUCACAAAGAGAAAGAAGUAAUUUCCUUCAGAAUGCACCAGAUGCUUAAUGUGGGUCUGCUUCAACCUGCUGCAGUCACGAUAUAUGAAUAUUACUCACCAGAUGCACGCUGUACAAAGUUCUACCACCCUGAAAGGAAAGAUGGUGCGAUAUACAGACUGUGUAAAGGAGACCUGUGCCAGUGUGCAGAAGAGAACUGCAGUUACCAGAGGAAGAAUCGGGUCAGUGAUGAGGAGCGUUUGAAAAGAGCCUGUGAAGCUGGCAUGGAUUAUGCUUAUAAAGUCACAGUGGUGGGAAUGGAUCUGAAACAGGACUCUGACAUCUAUAGCAUGAAGGUGGAGCAGGUACUGAGAGAAGGCACUGAUGGGGAAGUUGAGGGGAAAGUGAGACCAUUCCUGACUCGUCCCGGUUGCAGAGAAUAUUUAGGAUUGGUAAAAGGCAAGUCGUACCUCAUCAUGGGCAGAUCCGUUUACCUGAGAGAGCUCGGGGGAAGUCUGCAGUAUGUUUUUGGAGAGCAGACCUGGGUUGAAUACUGGCCUACAAGAGAGGAAAGCCCAACUCCAGAACACAGGGAGCGAUACAUCGGCAUCACUGAGCUCAAGAAUAGCCUUCUCAAUUAUGGAUGUGCUAAUUAAAUAUACAGCAGUCAACAUUUAAGUGGAUCAAAAAUUUCAUCAAAGUUGUUCUAAGACAAGAACAGGUAUUGUUGACUACUGUAGUAUAACAACUAUUUCUUUACUACAGGAAAUGUAACAUUAUCUUCCGCAUACUCUAAAUAAAUUGUUCUUGAUGAUGAUAAUGCUUUUCACCCAAAUAUGCUGGUGUAAUUCCAUAAUAAAACUUGAACUUGUCCAUGCACGAUUAAUCAUGACUUGUUUAAUCAUGUA
Sinocyclocheilus grahami is the source of this 3096-nucleotide messenger RNA. RefSeq names its product complement C3-like. The record is from RefSeq and is a predicted model, not a curated record. Bases 16 to 2844 code for a protein of 942 amino acids. The transcript has 24 exons. Gene Ontology annotation, cellular component: extracellular region. Gene Ontology annotation, molecular function: endopeptidase inhibitor activity; protein binding. Lineage: Eukaryota; Metazoa; Chordata; Actinopteri; Cypriniformes; Cyprinidae.